GUUUGGAGCCACGCCUCCAUUAGCAGACCAGGAACGUCGCUGCUCCACGUACACUAUCACACAUACGUACCGUAUACGCACAGCAGCAUCAUGCAGCUUGGGCUCUCGCUGACUGGAGGGCCGGGAGCACCUGCUGCCUUCCAGGGGCCCCGAGCAAGCUAUGUUGCUCUUUCUGCCAUCACUACAAUAGGUCUAACACUGCUCACGUCAAUUUGGAUUUACAGCGAUGGGGUCAGUGCAGUAAUCGCGCUGAUGGGCCUGCUCUCGAUUUACCUGGCCAGCUCGGAGCUGCUGGUGCUGUUCACUGUUUUCAGCAGCGCAUCCGUCAUUAUAGAUAUCAUCCGCCUUUCAGUGUCUACCCACCACCUGACCCGGGGACGUGGAUGGCUCCUCUUUUUCGCAAUUCUCGAAAUGCUCUGCAAGGUGGCAGGCGCAGUUCUGGCCUGGAGUCUACACCGCUCCUCUACGCAGGGCGAGGUGCCUUACCAGCCCGUGUCGUCUUCCGCUGGGGCGCACCACCAGGGUGGCGCUGGGGGUGGAAGCGGUGCUGCAGGAGGCUACGGGCAAAUGCCCUCGGCCGACCCCUUCGCCGGCUACCACCGCCACAGCCGGACGCGCUGCACCCGCCGCUGUCCUCCACGUACCAACCUUUCCCCUCUAGCCAGCCCACAUCCGUGGCACACAUAUGAGUCGGCAACAACAUCGAAGCUUCACCCCUCCAGGUGGACAAUCCUGGUUCCGGAUGCAGCACCUCAGUUCCUUGUGCAGCAGGUGUGUGACUGAUGAGUGGCAUCAACCCUCGACGGGACACAUAUGGGGUGUUUAAUCACGUUAAUUUGACUGUGACAGAUCUUGCAGCAGCAAGCUGUAGCAGGUCAGAUAUCAUGUUGCUUAGCAUGAUUGGGACGGCGAUCACAGCAUGUAUGUUGGCCUUGAAAGAUUGGAGUAGAAACCCUAUGGGCCAUGGGCCACCAAAGGAAGCUUUGCGUGGUCAGCAUCUGGGUCAGCCUCGAGGCUCGUGUGUGCCGUGGUGCUGGACAGAGGCUUGAGCAGACGUUAUACAGGCAGGCCGCGACUAGGGGCCGUCACUGAUAGCAGCGGAUAUGGAUUCAGCAGACGGGUCGUUGUGGGGAAUAGACGGGGGGGCUGCAGGCCAGGAGUGGGGCACGCGUGAAUUGGGCGUUGCUCACUCAAGCUUAAUGAAUCGAACGGGCAGACAAAUGUGCACUUGAUAAUUUUCCGCUUGGCAGGGUACAAAGCGUGUGGUCGCCGCUCCGCGAUUCUGCUUGACCAAUCCACCAAC
Molecule: messenger RNA, 1303 nt
Organism: Chlamydomonas reinhardtii
Lineage: Eukaryota; Viridiplantae; Chlorophyta; Chlorophyceae; Chlamydomonadales; Chlamydomonadaceae
Exons: 4
Coding region: 91-783 (230 amino acids)
Source: RefSeq, a predicted model, not a curated record